This is a messenger RNA of Parnassius mnemosyne (clouded apollo), 993 nucleotides long. The record is from the annotation of a GenBank genome assembly. Lineage: Eukaryota; Metazoa; Arthropoda; Insecta; Lepidoptera; Papilionidae.
AUGUUUUCUCCGUGCAGUAGACAUUUAUUUAUUUCUUCCCAACUUCGACGACUGCAGAGUACCCUUGUUGUAGCUGAACAUAACAACGAAGGAUUAUUGCCGGUGACUCAAAAUAUUUUAAGUGCUGCAAAGAAGAUUGGUGGUGAUGUCUCUGUCCUUGUUGCAGGCACUAAAUGUGGACCAGCAGCUGAACAGAUUUCAAAGGCUAGUGGAGUUUCGAAGGUUUUGGUAGCAGAGAGUGAUGUUUUCAAAGGUUGCACAGCUGAAACAUUAACACCUCUAAUAUUGGCCACUCAAAAGCAGUUUAGUUUUACACACAUAUUAGCACCAGCUACUGCUUUUGGCAAAGCAGUGCUUCCCAGGGUAGCAGCCAAACUAGAUGUGUCACCAAUAACUGAUAUAAUUGGUGUUAAAGAUGCCAAUACCUUUGUGAGGACCAUUUAUGCAGGAAAUGCCAUCUUAACUUUGGAGGCAAAAGAUUCGAUUAAAGUUAUAACUGUCAGAGGUACUGCAUUUGCACCAGAGCCUUUGGAAGGUGGGUCGGCAGCUGUAGAAAAGGCUCCCGAGGGUGAUUACAAAACUGAUUUGACGGAGUGGAUUUCUCAAGAAUUGACAAAGUCAGACAGACCGGAGUUGACUAGUGCUAAGAAUAUUGUAGCUGGAGGUCGUGGAUUGAAGUCUGGCGAAAAUUUCAAAUUAUUGUACGAUCUUGCCGACAAGUUAAAUGCCGCGGUAGGCGCCUCCCGUGCUGCAGUGGACGCUGGCUUCGUGCCCAACGACCUGCAGAUCGGUCAGACGGGAAAAAUUGUAGCACCUGACCUAUACAUCGCUGUGGGAAUAAGUGGUGCUAUUCAGCAUCUUGCAGGCAUGAAGGAUUCAAAGACCAUUGUUGCUAUCAACAAGGACCCGGAGGCGCCCAUUUUCCAGGUCGCAGACCACGGAUUAGUAGCAGACUUGUUUAAGGCGGUUCCAGAACUUACCUCAAAGUUGUGA